Danio aesculapii is the source of this 2559-nucleotide messenger RNA. Its product is annotated as NLR family CARD domain-containing protein 3-like. The transcript has 7 exons. Gene Ontology annotation, molecular function: protein binding. The annotation marks the transcript as partial. The record is from RefSeq and is a predicted model, not a curated record. Lineage: Eukaryota; Metazoa; Chordata; Actinopteri; Cypriniformes; Danionidae.
UAUCAGUUUUUGUUCCUGUGUUUAGAUGAGCUGAUCUUUAUUCAUCAGCUGAAAUGUGCCUUAAAGAAGAAGUAUCAGUGUGUGUUUGAAGGAAUUGCACAGCAUGGAGACUCCACACUCCUGAAGAACAUCUACACAGAUCUCUAUAUCACUCAGGGUGGCAGUGAACAGGUCAAUACUGAACAUGAGGUCAGACAGAUUGAAGUUGCUUCCAGACGUCAAGAAGCUCAAGAGAAACAGGUUGAAUGCAGACAUUUGUUUGAAGCGUCUGAACAAGACAAGCAGAUCAGAACUGUACUGACUAAAGGAGUCGCUGGCAUCGGGAAAUCAGUCUCUGUGCAAAAGUUUGUUCUGGAUUGGGCUGAAGGAAAUGAAAAUCAAGAGAUCAGCUUCAUAUUUCCUCUUCCGUUCAGAGAGAUGAACUUACAGGAGAUUGAAAAACUAAGCUUGAUGGAGCUUAUAACUCAGUUUUUCCCAGAGACAAAAGGACUGAACCUUACUAGAAGAAAUCAAUUCAAAGUCCUGUUCAUCCUUGAUGGAUUGGAUGAAUGUCGUCUUCCUCUGAACUUUGCUGGUAAUGAGACGUGUCGUGAUGUUUCGUCACCAGCCUCUCUGGAUGUUCUCCUGACGAACCUCAUCAAGGGAAAUCUGCUUCCUUCUGCUCUCAUCUGGAUCACCAGCAGACCAGCAGCUGCCAGUAAGAUUCCUCCUGACUGUAUCGAGCGGCUGACAGAGAUACGAGGAUUCAAUGAUGCACAAAAGGAGGAGUACUUCAGAAAAAGAUUCACAGAUGAGAAUCAGGCCAAAGAAAUCAUUGAUCAUGUUAAACAAUCAAAGAGUCUCUUCAUCAUGUGCCACAUCCCAGUCUUCUGCUGGAUUUCAGCCACUGUUCUCCAGAACAUUUUACAGGAGAAGAGAAAAAAUGAUGUGAAACACAAUCAGGCUGAUGAUGCCUCCAAACCACUGCAGGAAUUAAACACUGAAGAGACUCCCAAGACUCUGACACAGAUGUACACACACUUUCUGCGCUUUCAGAUCCAGCAGAGCAGAAGAAAGUAUGAUGGAGAAUACACACCAGAUGUGUCCUGGGAUAAAGACGCCAUCUUUUCACUGGGAAAACUGGCAUUUCAUCAGCUGCUAAACAGCAACCUGAUCUUCUAUGACACAGACCUGGAAGCCUGUGGUAUUGACGUCUAUAAGGCCUCAGUUUACUCAGGCAUGUGUACCCAGAUCUUUAAGAAGGAAACAGGGAUUGUUCUUGGGACCAUGUACUGCUUUGUUCACUUGAGCAUUCAGGAGUUUAUUGCAGCCCUUUAUGCACAUCUGAUUCUAGACAUCAACAAGAAAAGUGUGUUUGAUCAAGACUCUAGAAACAGAAAUGAAUCCAUGAUUGAUUUGCUGAAGACUGCAGUGGACAAGGCACUUGAGAGUGACAGUGGACACCUGGACCUUUUCCUACGCUUUCUUCUCGGUCUGUCUCUCCAGUCCAAUCGGCGACUCUUACGAGGUCUGUUGGCACAGCAAGAUGACAAUGACCAGAUGGAAAUAGUUCAGUACAUCAAGCAGAAGUUUGAAGCGAAUCUUUCUCCAGAGAGAUCCAUCAAUCUGUUCUACUGUCUGAAUGAACUGAACGACCAAACUCUGGUGAAAGAGAUUCAGACUCACUUUAGCAAAGGAAGUCUCUUAUCUGCUGAUCUUUCACCUGCCCAGUGGUCUGCUCUGGUCUUUGUGUUGUUGACAUCAGAGGAGGAGGUGGAGGAGUUUGAGCUUCAAAAAUUCAAGAAAUCAGACGAGUGUCUCAUCAGACUAUCAGCAGUCAUCAAAACCUCCACAAGAGCUCUGUUAAAUGAUUGUAAGUUAACAGACAGAAGCUGUUCAACUCUGGCUUCAGUUCUCAGGUCAGAAAACAAUAUGAAAGAGCUGAACAUGAGCAAUAACAAUCUGCAGGAUUCAGGAGUAAAGCUGCUCUGCUCUGGACUGAAGGAUAUUAAGUGCGAGUUAGAAAUACUGAGUCUUUCAGACUGCAGAAUCCGCGAAGAAGGUUAUAAAGCUCUGGCUUCAGCUCUGAGAUCAAACCCUUCUCACCUGAUAGAGCUGGAUCUCAGAGGAAAUGAUCCUGGACAAUCAGGAGUGAAGGAGCUCUCUGAUUUACUGCAGGAUCCACACUGUACACUGAAGACACUGAGAUUUAGUAAGUGUGAUCUAACAGAGGAAAGCUGUUCAGCUCUGGCUUCAGUUCUCAGAUCAGACUCCAGCAGUCUGAAGGAUCUUGACCUGAGCAAAAAUAAUCUGCAGGAUUCAGGAGUGAAGCUGCUCUCUGAAGGACUGAAGGACAGUAAACUGGAGAAACUCAGUCUUUCAGACUGCAGUAUCAGUGAAGAAGGUUAUAAAGCUCUGGCUUCAGCUCUGAGAUCAAACCCUUCACACCUGAUAGAGCUGGAUCUCAGAGGAAAUGAUCCUGGACAAUCAGGAGUGAAGGAGCUCACUGAGUUACUGCAGGAUCCACACUGUACACUGAAAACACUGAGGUACUUUAACGUUUUUGAGUCCUGCUGCUAA